This is a messenger RNA of Lingula anatina, 1470 nucleotides long. RefSeq names its product cobalamin binding intrinsic factor. The record is from RefSeq and is a predicted model, not a curated record. Gene Ontology annotation, molecular function: cobalamin binding. Lineage: Eukaryota; Metazoa; Brachiopoda; Lingulata; Lingulida; Lingulidae. Gene Ontology annotation, biological process: cobalamin transport.
CUACAGACCGAUCAAAGCGUGUCAGUGUUUUGAGUGUAGAUAUUUGCAGGCAAAUACCCGGAGCUAAAGAAAGUGGAACAUUAUGAGGGGUUUUUACGCACUUUUAUGCACCUUGGGAUUCACCAUAUUUUGUCCGAGUGACAUUGACAAGGCGAGAGAGAAAGGAAUAAGAUGGCUGCUUAAGGACCGAAAUGAAGAUUGGGGUUGGGGCAUGCGAAGUGAGGGGGAGGCCAUCAUGGCACUUCAGUUAGCUGACGGAGAUGGCUGGUAUAAUUCGAAAAGGCCAAGCACCGUCGCCAGCGUCAAGGAAAUGAACUUGGUUCUUCUGGCAGCUAUUAGCAACUACCCAGGUUUGGACACUGCCGCCUGGUAUGGUGGGAAACUUGGCCAGUUCAUCAACGGCCUUGUGUCUACCUGUCAAGACCCGGCAAAUUUCUAUGACCAUAACCUUAUAGAACUUCUCAUGAACCAGAUGAACAACUUUCCUAAGUAUUACUUUAACCAGAACUUUGCCUACAGCUGGGCUGUGCUAGCUCUGUGCAACUCGGGUGCUAUUAACGAGACGUACUACGAACGUCUUGUAGAUGGUGCUGGAAAUUAUACUUUCGGAGUUGAUGAAGCUGCAAUAUCAGUCAUUGCAUUGUCUUGUGUGAGAAACCGGACCGGUGCCGCUGACGUCAUACCUGCCAUCAACACUGGGAUCCAGUACAUACUGACUAAUAUCAAACCGGAUGGUUCAUUUGGCAACCAAUACACUACUGGACUGGCCGUUCAGGCUCUGUACGCAGAUAAUAAGAGCAGUCGAAAACAGAUCAAGAAGAAAGCUCAACUUACCCUCGUUGCCCAUCAACAACCGGAUGGAUCGUUUGGAGGAGUGACAGCUGCCAAUCAAGUUCUCCCCGCCCUUGCUGGCAAAUCAUACGCUGAUUUGGGAGAUAUCAAGAUCUGUCAGAAGACCACACCCCCUGUCACAACUACUCAAGCUCCGCCCACUACGACCACAACCCCCACACAACUAACAUUCACCAUCCAGGUAGUUGCUAAUAUAGAAGGACACAGUGAAAACCAGAGUUACUAUGUGACCGUUCCAAUAGGAUCAUCCUUGUACGAUUCCAUGGAAAUUCUUCAGAAAAGAGUAUCAGAUUUCAGUUUCAAGGCCAAGGACACCUCCCUUGGUCACUACAUCACCGAGAUUAACGGAAUAUCGGAGGAUCCAGAUAAGAGAACGUAUUGGCAAAUUCUUAAGGCACCGGACACCCCAUUGCAAGUGGGAGUCGAUGGCUAUAUCCCGAAACCCAGAGAUGUCAUUAUCUUCCGACUGUCUACGUAUUAGCCGAACUGGUACCAAUGACCUAAUGAAAGAUCACCCGGUACCUGUAUAUUAAGAAGACACUGACUACAUGGACUAUAUCCCAAAACCCAGAGAUAUCAUUACCUUUCGACUGUCAACGUAUAAACCUUGUAUAUCAA